Molecule: messenger RNA, 1670 nt
Organism: Halteromyces radiatus
Lineage: Eukaryota; Fungi; Mucoromycota; Mucoromycetes; Mucorales; Cunninghamellaceae
Product: peptidase M24, structural domain-containing protein
Exons: 6
Coding region: 31-1506 (491 amino acids)
Molecular function (GO): manganese ion binding; metalloaminopeptidase activity
Source: RefSeq, a predicted model, not a curated record
AUUUUUUCUUUUUUCUUUAUUUUUUUUUAUAUGUCUCCACAUUCCAUCAGUAAAAUUCGUCCUCAGCAAAAAUUACCAACAAAACAACAUUGUCAAAAAGUAUGUCAAGCACUUUUAAAAAGUUAUCCUGAAGAAAAGAAUGGAUUUAUUUAUCAUCGAGGGGCGAUCUAUGCAAAUAGACAUGAUACUGAUAUUGAAUUAGAUUAUCGUCAAGAAAGUUACUUUUUUUAUCUUACUGGUGUAGAAGAUCCUGGUUAUCAUGUACUUAUUCAUAUUAAUACAACAACCGUUUAUUUGAUUACGCCAUCUAUUGAUUAUACUGAAUAUUUAUGGAAAUGUCCUCCUGCUUCUCCCAACAAAUUAUUACGUAUGUAUGAUAUCGAUAAUGUCAUGAAUGAACAAGACCUUGUUACUUUUUUACAUCAAAACAAUCCUUCCAUCAUUUAUACUUUGGAUACUGUCAAUACUUCCAUCAUUCCAUCUUCUUUUUGUUUGUCCAACCAACUCGACUCUCAAGACCCUCGUUUUUUCCUUCUUCGUCAAGUAUUGGAUGAAUCUCGACUGAUCAAAUUCCCUUGGGAAAUCAAAUUAUUACGAAAAGUCGCUCAAGCCAGUUCUCAAGCUCAUAUUGCUCUGAUGCAAGAAGCUCAUCCUCAUCAACGUGAAUCUGAUCUAGUAGCCUUAUUUCAUUGGAUUUGUUCUCGUCAUGGUCUUACUCGUCAAGCCUAUGUACCUAUUGUUGUUUCUGGAAGAAGAACUGCUGUCUUACAUGAAACUAGACAUAAACAUUAUCUUCCUUUAGAUGAUCCACAUGCUAUGGUUUUGGUAGAUGCUGGUGGUGAAAGAUUAUGUUAUGGUACUGAUAUUACUCGAUGUUAUCCUGUUUCUGGUGUAUUUUCCAAAGAAUCAAAAACUAUUUAUGAAAUUGUAUUGAAAAUGCAAGAGACAGUGUUAGACAAUCUGAAACCUGGUGUCAUGUGGGCUGAUAUGGAAAAAUUAGCUAUUAAGAUCUUAUGUCAAGAAUUAUGUCGCAUUGGUAUCUUAUUAGGUGAUGAAGAAGAAUUACUUGAAUUGAAUAUUCCCACUACCUUUUAUUUUCAUGGACUCGGUCAUUCAGUUGGAUUAGAUGUGCAUGAUGUUGGCGGUCGAAAAAGAAGAAAACAAGAGCAUGAUGAUGAAGAGGAGGAAAGUUUAUCGACAUUUUUGGUAGAUCGUCCAUUAGAAGCAAAUAUGGUAUUGACGGUAGAACCUGGGAUGUAUUUCAAUGAUGCAUGGAUCAACACUUGGACAGAAUGCCCUGGAUAUGAACAUUAUUUUGACAUGGAUAGGAUACGACAAUAUAGUGUAGUAGGUGGUAUUCGAGUGGAAGAUACUGUAGUGAUUACUGAUUCUGGUUAUGAAAAUCUGACUACUGCUCCCAAAACAGUACAAGAUAUUGAAAAGAUCAUGGCUUCUGGUGCAGGCCAUAGAAUCGAUAAUAGCAAUAUGUUACAUUCCUUUUGGUAGAUCCUUCUCUUCUCUCAGUUGUAUUUUUGUUUUUUUUAUACAUAUAUCCUCAUCUCAUCUUCAUUCCUGUACUUUAUAUGCAUAUGAUAUUCCCUUUAUUAUCUCAUUUACAUAUUGUUUUUUUCUUUUCUUAUAAUAAAGCAUUUUUCAUUCCAAUAUCACAA